This is a messenger RNA of Cuscuta campestris, 865 nucleotides long. The record is from the annotation of a GenBank genome assembly. NCBI's taxonomy places the organism in Eukaryota, Viridiplantae, Streptophyta, Magnoliopsida, Solanales, Convolvulaceae.
AAAAAAGGGAAGGAAAAAAAGGGCCGUGGGCCAAAUUUGAGUUUCAAUUGGGCAGCCAUUUGUUUUUCCUUUUUUUCUGGAGUUUGGGCUGAUUUAGUUUUUGGGCUGAGUUUUCUGACGAAAUUACCAAGAUCUGAAAUUAGUUGUACCGGGUAUCUCGUCUAGUCGUUUUGAGAUGGCAGAAGAUGGGAAGUUCCGAAUUGAAAAGUUAGAUGGUACGGAUUUCAGUUGGUAGAAAAUGCAAAUUGAAGAUUUGCUAGUUCAGAAAGAUUUGGACGUGGUAUUGGGUGACAAACUAGAAAAGAUGUCAGAUGCAAAUUGGACAGGUUUGGAUCGGAAAGUUAUGUCCGUAAUCUGUCUCUCGUUGACCAAGAAUGUUGCGUUCAACAUUCUGAAGGAGAAGACAACGAAGGAAAUUAUGGAAGUGCUGUCUAACAUGUACGAGAAGCCAUCUGUAGCGAACAAAUUUUUUCUGAUCAGAGAGCUAGUGAACACAAGGAUGAAAGAAGACACUUCAGUUACCGAGCAUAUCAACAAGUUGAAUUCGAUCUUAGCCAGACUUUGUCAGUGGGCAUUAAGUUCGAUGAUAAAGUUCAAGCUUUGCUACUGCUAUCGUCUUUACCUGAUAGUUGGUCUGGAACGGUUACAACGGUUACUGGUUCAGUGGGACCCGAGCUAUCCGGUCCAGUACAGAUCGCCUCAUAUUGCGCCGCCACCGGAUUAGAUCGAACAACCGAUCAGGAGAUGUGAAGUCUCAGGUGAAAAAAAGGGAAGGAAAAAAAGGGCCGUGGGCCAAAUUUGAGUUUCAAUUGGGCAGCCAUUUGUUUUUCCUUUUUUUCUGGAGUUUGGGCUGAUUUAGUUUUUG